GUCGUUGUUUCCUCGAUUCGAUUUGCCACUUUUUCCCUCCCCUUCUCUUCUUCCACAUUCUUCCUCUCCUUCUCUCUUUCGUCUACCAUUGUAGGUUCUCUGCUCAACAUCUCAUCUCAUUGAAACCGCCGAGUCUGGUGCCGGAUCUGUAGGUUCCGGCGAGGUUUCGGCAGGAAUGGAGGGAAACAGCACCGGAGUUGGCCGCGUUUUCCUGCUCAGCUUCUGCGUCGCUGGAAUUUGGUCAGCUUAUAUAACUCAAGGAGUUCUUCAGGAAACUUUGUCAACCAAGCGGUUUGGACCGGAUGGGAAACGGUUUGAACAUCUUUCAUUUUUGAACCUGGCACAAAAUGUAGUUUGUUUAAUAUGGUCAUUUAUGAUGAUUAAGCUCUGGUCUAGAAGCAGAGCUGGGGGUGCUCCCUGGUGGAGUUAUUGGAGUGCAGGCAUCACAAACACAGUUGGUCCGGCUAUGGGAAUUGAGGCUUUGAAGUACAUUAGUUACCCAGCCCAGGUCCUGGCAAAAUCGUCAAAGAUGAUCCCAGUGAUGCUGAUGGGAGCUCUGGUUUAUGGUAUUAAAUACACAUUUCCGGAGUAUGUAUGCACUUUCCUUGUAGCUGGAGGGGUAUCAGCAUUUGCACUAUCAAAGACUAGUUCAAAGACCAUAAGCAAGCUAGCUCAACCAAAUGCCCCUCUUGGGUAUGGGCUGUGUUUCCUGAACUUAGCUUUUGAUGGGUUCACAAAUGCUACUCAGGACUCCAUAACAGCAAGGUAUCCAAAAACAAGUGCUUGGGAUAUAAUGUUGGGAAUGAAUCUAUGGGGUACUAUUUACAACAUGAUCUAUAUGUUUGGUUGGCCACAUGGAAAUGGAUUUGAGACAGUCCAGUUCUGCAAGCAGCAUCCGGAGGCAGCAUGGGACAUCUUUCUAUUCUGUCUGUGUGGAGCAGUGGGCCAGAACUUCAUCUUCCUGACUAUAAGCCGCUUUGGCUCACUUGCGAACACCACCAUCACCACUACUCGUAAGUUUGUGAGCAUUGUGGUGUCUUCACUACUGAGUGGCAAUCCCCUGUCAGCAAAACAAUGGGGGAGUGUUUUCAUGGUCUUCUCUGGGUUGUCGUACCAGAUCUACCUCAAGUGGAAGAAGCUGCAGAGACAGCAGAAGAAAAAGGCCACAUAAGGAGCGUAUGUAAUUUUUUUUGAGUAGCAAAAAUUUGUGUAAAAUUGCAUUUUUGACAUGUGAACU
Telopea speciosissima is the source of this 1237-nucleotide messenger RNA. Its product is annotated as UDP-galactose/UDP-glucose transporter 3-like. NCBI's taxonomy places the organism in Eukaryota, Viridiplantae, Streptophyta, Magnoliopsida, Proteales, Proteaceae. Bases 176 to 1171 code for a protein of 331 amino acids. Gene Ontology annotation, cellular component: endoplasmic reticulum membrane; Golgi membrane. The record is from RefSeq and is a predicted model, not a curated record. Gene Ontology annotation, biological process: UDP-galactose transmembrane transport. Gene Ontology annotation, molecular function: UDP-galactose transmembrane transporter activity; UDP-glucose transmembrane transporter activity. The transcript is spliced from 8 exons.